Amorphotheca resinae ATCC 22711 is the source of this 1733-nucleotide messenger RNA. RefSeq lists its product as hypothetical. The record is from RefSeq and is a predicted model, not a curated record. The transcript is spliced from 4 exons. Lineage: Eukaryota; Fungi; Ascomycota; Leotiomycetes; Helotiales; Amorphothecaceae. Gene Ontology annotation, cellular component: vacuolar membrane. The coding region runs from base 24 to 1733 and encodes 569 amino acids. Gene Ontology annotation, molecular function: amino acid transmembrane transporter activity. Gene Ontology annotation, biological process: amino acid transmembrane transport.
AGUCGGCAUCAUCUCAUAAACUCAUGGCUUCUAAUCCCGCAGCUCUGGCUCUCGACGGGGGCGACCCUCGCAAGAGUUCGGGGGAUGCACAGACGAUCGCACCGGCUGCUCCUCGCCUCUUGCACGACCCAAAUGUGAUGCUCGAGGAGUACCUGUACUACGCAAAGAUCCAACGAGAGCAAGAGGCGCAGGGUCUCGGUCCCGAGGAGAGAGAGGCGCUCUACCGGAGCCUUGCUGCUGGAAAUUCCCCUGAAGCAUCUGACGAAAAGAAAGAAGUAAAUGAGAAGGCCCCCGUACCAACUACGACCUACUCUGGCCCUGCUCCAGCGGAAUGGGAAACUGCUUCUCGAGCAGCAAGGAAUGCAAAAUGGAGUGCAGUGGUAUAUCUCAUUACCACUGAUAUUCUUGGACCUUCCAACGCUCCCUGGGCCAUCUCACAAUUUGGCUAUGUCGGAGGUGUCAUAACUUACACCUUUAUGGGUCUCAUGGCUUUCUUUGCUGGGUGGCAGAUCUGGAGAAUGUUCCUGAAGCUCGACUCCGAUAGAUACCCAAUGAGGACGUUUGGCGAUUUAGGGUUCAGAAUCUACGGCACUUGGACACGUCAUGGCAUGAAUAUUCUCCAGAGUAUUCAGCUUCUCUUCAACGUCGGUGUUAUCAUUAUCGGUAACGGCCAAGCCCUGUCCCAGAUUUCCAAGUAUAAGCUGUGUUACGCCGUCUGUAUCCUUAUCUUCCCACUUGCUGGAAUGAUAGCGGGUCAGAUCCGUACUCUGCAGAAAUUCGGUUACCUUGCGAACUUCGCAAUCUGGCUGAACGUUCUCGUCAUUAUCUUUACAAUGGCCGUUGCCUGUCACAGCCUUCCCAACUACUCUGCAGCAUUCGGUGUAUAUGGCACUCCCAAAGGCCCAGUUGAACACACGGUGUGGAUUCCUUCCGGCUCUACCUUUGACAGUCAGCUUCAAGCUGCAAUGCAGAUUGUCUAUGCGUACGGUGGUGCGAUGUUGUACUGUGAGUUCAUGGCCGAGAUGAAACGCCCGAUGGAUUUUAUCAAGGCGCAAUUUAUUGCUGAGAUGUUCAUCUACCUCUGCUACUUGAUCUUCGGACUGGUCCUUUACUCGCAACAGGGUCAAUUCACCUUCAACCCAGCAAACCAAGGACUUUCCCCCUACAGCUGGCAAACUGCGACCAACGCCAUCAAUAUUGUCUCAGGUCUCAUUGCUGCUGUGCUUUAUGGUAACAUCGGUAUCAAGGUCGUUUACCAGAACAUCGUCCAGGACAUCCUCGGCGGCCCAGAACUCCACUCCAAGAAGGGAAAAAUCAUCUGGGUUGCGAUGGUACCACUUUACUGGUUCACCGCCUACAUCCUAGCAUCUGCCGUUCCCAACUUCAACGGUAUCUCAUCCAUGGUCUCCGCCGUCUGCAUCAUGCAGUUCACGUACACCUUCCCCACGAUUCUAUACUUCGGGCUACAGCUCCAAACCCACGCCAUCACCCCGGAGGAGACAUUCGACCCGGCGACCGGCGUCGUGCAUCGCAUCGAUUCAUGGAAGGACUUUAGCCGCUGGAAGCGCGGCUUCAAGCGCAUGUGGUGGAUGAAGAUCUUCUGCCUGGCUUUCUUCUUCGCAUCCUGCGCCACCGCGGUCCUGGGUAUGUAUGCUAGUGUUAAGAGUAUCAAGGCUGCUUUCGACAGUGGACAUGCGACCGCUUUCAGCUGCCACUCGCCUCUCGAUGGGUAG